CGGGCCAUCCUGUCACUUGCAAAUGAAAUUUGAAUUAUCCAUCAUAACAAAAUGAAUUAAUCCAUAAAUGCAUAUAGUCAAGUCAAUCUCACAUUCUCAGAUUAUAUAUUUAAGCCUCCUCAAAUUCCUUUCCUGCAAAUCAACUUUCAACCAAAUGGGUGUCCCUCACUUUCUUGUUAUACCAUAUCCAGUUCAAGGACAUGUGAAUCCCCUUAUGCAAUUGUGUGAGGCUCUAGCCAAACAUGGUUGCAAAAUCACUUUUGUACACACAGAGUUCAACCACAAACGAGCAAAUAGUGCUGGUGCUGGACCAGACAACCUUAAAGGAUCAUCAAGGAUCAAGUUUGUGACUCUCCCAGAUGGUUUAGACCCUGAAGAUGAUAGAAGUGAUUUCAACAAAGUUAUUUCAUCUAUCAAAGGCAAUAUGCCUGCUAUGCUUCCAAAACUCAUAGCAGAUAUCAAUGCUUUGGAUGUUGACAAUUGCAUCACUUGCAUAGUUGGUACAAUGAAUAUGGGUUGGGCCUUGGAAGUUGGCAACAAAUUGGGAAUUAAAGGAGCUCUUCUGUGGACUGCAUCUGCUACUUCCUUGGCAGCAUGUUAUUGCAUCCCAAGCCUCAUUCAUGAUGGAAUUAUAGACCCAGAUGGAAUACCAACCAAAAACCAAAAAAUUCAGCUUUCUCCAAAAAUGCCUAUGAUGGAUACUGCAGACCUGCCAUGGGCUGGCCUAAGUAAGACCUUAUUCUCUUGUAUAGUUCAAGAGAUGAAAACCUUGGAGUUAGGAGAAUGGUGGCUUUGCAACUCUACUUGUGAUCUUGAGCCUCAAACACUUGCAAUAUCUCCAAGGUUCAUCCCAAUUGGCCCCUUGAUGGAAAGUGACACUAACAAAAAUUCAUUCUGGCAAGAAGACACAACUUCCCUAGAAUGGUUGGACCAGCAGCCACCAAAAUCUGUUGUAUAUGUUUCCUUUGGUAGUUUAGCAAUAGUUGAACCCAACCAAUUCAAAGAGUUAGCCCUAGGACUUGAUCUCAUUGACAAGCCUUUUCUUUGGGUUGUACGUCCAAGUAAUGAUAAUAACAAGGCGAAUAGUACAUACCCUGAUGAAUUUCAUGGAAGUAAAGGUAAAAUUGUCAAUUGGGUACCUCAGAGGAAGAUAUUGAACCACCCUGCCAUAGCUUGCUUCAUUAGUCACUGUGGUUGGAAUUCUACUUUAGAAUGUGUAUGUAGUGGCGUACCUUUCUUGUGUUGGCCAUUUUUCAGUGACCAAUUUGUUAACAGGUGGUAUAUUUGUGAUGUGUGGAAGGUUGGAUUGAAGUUAGAUAAGGAUGAAAAUGGACUAAUAUUGAAGGGAGAGAUAAGAAAGAAGGUGGACCAACUUCUUGGGAAUGAAGAGAUAAAAGCAAGAUCAUUGAAACUGAAGGAAUUGACUGUGAAUAGCUCAGCUAAAAGUGGUCGAUCUUCAAUGAAUCUCGAAAAGUUUAUUAACUGGGCCAAGUAAUCUUGACUUGUAUCAGUUUAUGUCUGAAAUUCGUUUGCUUAACAAAUGUUUAUGUAAGAAAUAGAGCAAGGAACUUAUAGUAUUAUACAGGAUGAGGUUGUCCUUAUCCUAUAGAAUACAUCCCAUCUAUAUUUGUGAAGUUCCUUCAAUGAAUUAAUCAUGUGACUUAUGUGCUCCCAAUCCCAUCCUGGUCAUAGCCUAUCGCUUUU
This is a messenger RNA of Cajanus cajan (pigeon pea), 1704 nucleotides long. Its product is annotated as UDP-glycosyltransferase 83A1. Lineage: Eukaryota; Viridiplantae; Streptophyta; Magnoliopsida; Fabales; Fabaceae. Gene Ontology annotation, molecular function: quercetin 7-O-glucosyltransferase activity; quercetin 3-O-glucosyltransferase activity. The record is from RefSeq and is a predicted model, not a curated record.